This is a messenger RNA of Equus caballus (horse), 5164 nucleotides long. Its product is annotated as protocadherin gamma-C4. Gene Ontology annotation, biological process: homophilic cell-cell adhesion. Gene Ontology annotation, molecular function: calcium ion binding. The record is from RefSeq and is a predicted model, not a curated record. Lineage: Eukaryota; Metazoa; Chordata; Mammalia; Perissodactyla; Equidae. Gene Ontology annotation, cellular component: plasma membrane.
AAGGAACAACAGCGACUGCUACUGAAUGGAAGAACUGGGUAGCAGUGUGCCAUGGGAUAGCAGACAUACUUUUCACUGUAAAUUCCUAGGUGCCUUUUUCAAUUUAAAGAAAUAAUUUUAUCUACUCAAAACCUACAUAAAUUUUUAACAUAUAAAAACAUAUGAUCUUUUUGACCAUUUGAAAAAUACGUUUCAUGAUGAAAACAGAAUCGCUGACGAAUAAGAUUCAAAUAUUUUAGCUGUUUCUUGCAUUUAAAGAAAAAGAUUUCUGAAAUAGAAAAACCAGGUUGCGGUUCCACACGGGGCCUCUGGGCGCCGCUGUCGGCCAGUGCAGGGCAAGCGCUGACGCCCAGGAUUGCUGAGCCUCUAGCCUGGGAUUUCCUGCGCAGCCAACACAGAGAAGGAAACCCGCUUACACACUGAGGCUCCUGGCGCCCCAGACUCUCCCCAGCACACACAGAUUCCCAGCCCCAAGACUGGGAGCUCCGCCUGUCCUGGGCCGAAUGCUUCCAGUGCAAUAGUGUGCACUUUCUCCAACUGGAAAGACUGGGACCCAGCGAGAACUGGAGCGCGCAAUGGGAGGGAGCUGCGCGCGGAGGCGCCCGGCCGGCCCGCGGAAGGUACUGUUUCCCUUCCUGCUGCCUUUGUUCUACCCCGCGCUCUCCGAACCGAUCCGCUACUCGAUUCCUGAGGAGCUGGCCAAGGGCUCGGUGGUCGGGAACCUCGCCAAGGAUCUAGGACUCAGUGUCCUGGAUGUGUCGGCUCGGAAGCUGCGAGUUAGCGCAGAGAAGCUGCUUUUCAGCGUAGACCCGGAGAGCGGGGAGCUACUUGUGAAGGACCGAAUAGACCGUGAGCAGAUAUGCAAAGAGAGAAGAAGAUGUGAAUUGCAGUUGGAAGCUGUGGUGGAAAAUCCUUUAAAUAUCUUUCAUAUCGUUGUGGUUGUUGAGGAUAUUAAUGACCACGCCCCUCAAUUCCAUAAAGAUGAAAUAAACUUAGAAAUCAGUGAGUCUGUCAGCCCGGGGAUGGGAACAAUUCUUGAGUGUGCAAAAGAUCCCGAUAUUAGUAUGAAUUCACUGAGCAAGUACCAACUAAGUCCUAACGAGUAUUUCUCGUUGGUGGUGAAAGACAAUCCCGAUGGUGGCAAAUAUCCAGAACUGGUAUUGAAGAAGACCCUGGACCGAGAAACGCAGAGCACUCAUCACUUGGUGCUGACAGCCUUAGACAGCGGGGAACCGCCGCGAAGCGGCACCACUCAAAUCCGAAUCCUGGUGGUGGAUGCCAACGAUAACCCCCCAGUGUUCAGCCAAGACGUGUACAGGGUCAGCCUUCCGGAAGACGUGCCCCCAGGCAGCUCGGUGUUGAAGGUGAGUGCCACAGACCAAGACGAAGGCUUCAACGCGGAGAUCACCUACUCAUUCCUUGGUGUGACUGAUAACGCCCAGCACGUGUUCUCUCUGGAUCCCGCUACAGGAAACAUUAUAACUCACCAACCCUUGGAUUUUGAAGAAGUAGAAAGAUAUACCAUGGGUGUAGAAGCAAAGGACCGAGGAUCCCUCUCUACACAGUGUAAAGUAAUUAUAGAAGUUCUAGACGAAAAUGACAACCUCCCAGAAAUAAUCAUCACUUCCCUCUCUGAUCAGAUUUUGGAGGAUUCUCGUCCCGGAAUGGUUGUGGCUCUCUUCAAAACACGGGACCGGGAUUCCAGGGAAAAUGGAGAAGUCACAUGCAAUUUAAGUAGAGAUGUUCCAUUUAAGAUUCAUUCUUCUUCUAAUAAUUACUACAAGCUUGUAACAGAUGGGGCCCUGGACAGGGAGCAGACCCCAGAGUAUAAUGUGACAAUCACAGCCACCGACAGGGGCAAGCCGCCCCUCUCCUCCAGCACUACCAUCACCCUGCACGUCACCGACGUCAACGACAACGCGCCGGUUUUCCGACAGUCAGCCUACUUGGUCCACGUGCCAGAAAACAACCCGCCCGGCGCCUCCAUCGCCCAAGUCAGCGCCUCAGAUCCCGACCUGGGACCCAACGGCCGCGUCUCCUACUCCAUCGUGGCCAGCGACCUGGAGCCGCGGGCGCUGUCGUCCUACGUGUCGGUGAGCGCGCAGAGCGGGGUGGUGUUCGCGCAGCGCUCCUUCGACCACGAGCAGCUGCGCGCCUUCGAGCUGACGCUGCAGGCCCGCGACCAGGGCUCGCCGGCGCUCAGCGCCAACGCGAGCCUGCGCGUGCUGGUGGGCGACCGCAACGACAACGCGCCAAGGGUGCUGUACCCGGCGCUGGGGCCCGACGGCUCGGCGCUCUUCGACACGGUGCCGCGCGCCGCGCAGCCCGGCUACCUGGUCACCAAGGUGGUGGCGGUGGACGCCGACUCGGGACACAAAGCCUGGCUGUCCUACCACGUGCUGCAGGGCGCGAGCCCCGGACUCUUCACCCUGGGGCUGCACACGGGCGAGGUGCGCACGGCGCGUGCUUUGGGCGACAGGGACGCGGCCCGCCAGCGCCUGCUGGUCGCCGUGCGGGACGGGGGACAGCCGCCCCUCUCGGCCACCGCCACGCUGCUCCUGGUCUUCGCAGACAGCCUACAAGAGGCACUGCCGGACCUCGGCGACCAUCCUGCACCCUCUGAGCCCCAGGCUGAGCUGCAGUUUUACCUGGUGGUGGCCUUGGCCUUGAUCUCUGUGCUCUUCCUGCUCGCGGUGAUUCUGGCCAUUGCCCUGCGCCUGCGACGCUCCUCCAGCCCCGCCACUGGGGGCUGCUUUGGGUCUGUUCUCUGCUCCAAAUCUGGACCCGAGAUUCCCCCCAACUACAGUGAGGGAACGUUGCCCUAUGCCUAUAACUUGUGUGUGCCUGGGGAUCAGACUAACCCAGAAUUUAAUUUUCUCACAUCUGUCGAUCAUUGUCCAGCCACACAAGAUAUUCUCAACAAAGAUAGCUCUUCAGUGCUGUUGGCUAGCAUUUUAACUCCAAGUAUCGAAGCAGAUAAGAAGACUUUUAAACAACAAGCCCCGCCCAACACGGACUGGCGUUUCUCUCAGGCCCAGAGACCUGGCACCAGCAGCUCCCAAAAUGGCGAUGAAACCGGUACCUGGCCCAACAACCAGUUUGACACAGAGAUGCUACAAGCCAUGAUCUUGGCCUCUGCCAGUGAAGCCGCUGAUGGGAGCUCCACCCUGGGAGGAGGUGCCGGCACCAUGGGCUUGAGUGCCCGCUAUGGGCCCCAGUUCACCCUGCAGCACGUGCCCGACUACCGCCAGAACGUCUACAUCCCUGGCAGCAAUGCCACACUGACCAACGCAGCUGGCAAGCGGGAUGGCAAGGCACCGGCCGGUGGCAAUGGCAACAAGAAGAAGUCGGGCAAGAAGGAGAAGAAAUAAUGUGGAGGCCAGACCCGGAGCCACAGGGCAGCCUCCCUCCCCAACCAGCCCAGCCUCUCCCUACCUGUACCCAGGCCUCGGAUUUUCAGGGCUCACCCCAGGAUACUGGUAGGGGCCCAGGCCAUGCUCCCCUUGGGAAACAGAAACAAGUGCCCAGUCAACACCCCCCUCUCUGCCCCCAGGGGAUUGAAUAUGCAAAGGGAGUUCUGCUGGGAACCCCUAUCCAAUCAAUUGCUGUGCCCAUGGGGGUAGUGGGGUUAGUGUAGACACCAUUUAUCACACCCCCUUUAGUUAUAGCUGAACUCCUCCAUCUUCCAGAUUCAAUCAGGCCCAUCCAUCCCCUGCCUCAUUCCUACGCAUCCCAGCCCACCCCACUCCUUCAACAGCUCCUCUCUGUUGAGUAAAGUGGUUGGGGUGUUGAGGUUCCAGGUGACCUAAAAAGGCUCAUAGUUCUGAAGAGUUGGAAGGGCAUCAUGACCUCCUGGCCUCUCCUUCAAUUCUCAAAUCCCCCCAAAGCAUGGUUUGGUGCCAGUCCCUUCACCUCCUUCCAGAGCCUGAGACUAAGCUCAAGUUUUGGGAAAUAUGGUCACCAUUUCCAUGGUACUGAUGCUUGCUGGAUUUAGGGAGGGCAUUUUGCUACCAUGCCUCUUCCCAAUGCCCUGGGGACCAGUCUUUUGUUUUGUUUUCCAUUGUUUGACGUUCCCACUGCAUGCUGUGACUUCCCUCUCCCCAAACAAGAGACUCCACUGCAUGUUCCAAGACAGUAUGAGAUGGUAAGAUAAAGAAGGGAAGGGUGUGUAUGUGGAUGGGGGAAUGGAUGAAGCUUGACCCAUCAGUUACUGGGUCUUGCAGGAGGCUCUGCAUGCCCCCAGGGUUCUGACCAGAUCCCCAAAUUCCAGCCAUAAACCAAGCACCAGGCUGGAUCCUCAUCCACCACAUGCAGGGCUCAGCCCAGACAGUCAGCUUUGUGCUGAGCUACCAGCACCAAUGGAUUUAAACUGGCAUUACAGUCCAAGGAAGCUCUGAGCAGGUUUGGGACCAGGUCCCCUGGAGAGGUCAGAGGGGCCUCUGUGGGUGCUGGGUACUCCAGAGGUGCCGCUGGUGGAAGGAAGGAUCAGUGUGGUCCCAGCAGGAAGGGAGGGCCCGCUAGGCCAUUCUUGGUCCCUGGGUUGGGGAGGCAAGGAGCUAGAGCAGGGACCAAGUGGACAGAAAGUCUCAGUCCAGGAUCAGGGCUUCUCCACGGGGCCCCUGCACUCCCCAAGCCUCGGUCCUUCACCUUGCCAGGUGCCAUUUCUUCUCUGUGAAGGCCACUGCCCAGGCCCCCAGUCCGCCCCCUAGUGGCCAGAGCCUGGUUAAAGUCCCCCAGUGCCUCCUUGUGCAUAGACCUUCCUUUGCUCACCCUCUUCUGCCCCGGAGUCCCGUUCAUCCAGCGGGGCUGCGCGAGAACCCCACCCCAGCCCUUACAGUAGCGUAGAGCACCCCCCCCCUCUUUCGGCUGGUGUAGAAUAGCCAAUAGUGUAGUGUGGUGUGCUUUUCCGUGAUGGCGAAUGGGCAGCGGGCGGCGUCCGCGCAGCCGUCUGUCCCGGAUUCCGCCUGCGGCGGCCUGUGCUGUGUUUUGUGCUGUGUCCACACGCUGCGGCGAUCCCCUCCCGCGUACUGACUCUUAUAAGCGCUUUUCUUCGCAUAGUCACGUAGUUCCCCACCCCACUCCUUUCCUGUCUCACGCAAGUUUUAUACUCUAAUAUUUAUAUGGCUUUUUUUCUUUGAAAAAAAUUAAAAAAUUUCUUCUGAAA